UAUAGUGCCGAACGACACUGCUGUAUAAGUAAUGACCGUGACUUUGUACACUUAAUCACUGGAUACAGAUCGCAAAAGACAAAGUUGUGAAGUCAGGAAAUUUGAUCACAAGACAAGGUGCAUUCACACUGCACUGAUCUGACACAUCUGAAUCAUAUGAAUCAUGGAGCAGUGGAAAAUAGAUUGUGUUGCAGUGGUGGUGCUGGCCACGGUUCUCGUUCUCACCAUUGGACAGUCUGCUGCAUCACCACCGGUCAUCACACUUGGUCUGACAGACGAGAGUGGUAUAGAUGAAGGCACUGCAAAUUUCUACUGCAAGGCGACGGGUGACCCAGCCCCAACUUUUGAAUGGUACAGGAACAAGAAGUGGGUGCGCGGUCUGCGUUAUCAGAUCGUCGAGACGGAGGGAGGGUCAGUGCUGAGGAUAACGCCCCUUCGGCUUGAUCGAGACAACGACCUGGCGGUGGUGUGUGAAGCAAGCAAUGGCGAUGGGACAGCCACAACACAGGCCAGGCUUACUGUCACUCAAGCUGACAGUCUUCCAGCGGGCUAUCCCGAGAUCACGUUCAACCCGAGACGUUACACAGUGUUGGUGAACGACCGACCGGCGACCAUCUACUGUGGAGCCACCGGCAACCCUGAGCCUGAGAUCCUGUGGUUCAAGGAAUUUGUACCCAUCGAAACUAAUGACAGGAUCUCCAUAACGGAUUCGGGCCUUCAGUUUUCCAGAGCUCUGCCGUCUGACCAGGGUCGCUAUGAGUGUGCCGCGAAGAACUCUCUGGGAACACGCUACUCUGUGGAGGCUCAAGUCUAUGUCAAACAUCUUCAAGUGGAGCCUCGCUUUACCAUCCUGCCUGUGAACCAGGAGGUGGUACCAGGAGGCAGCGUCAACCUGACCUGUGCUGCCUACGGCUCCCCGAUGCCUAGGGUACGGUGGAUGAAAGCAGAUAUGGACCUGGACGACAUGGACGGUCUCCCAAUCGGGCGCAACGUCCUGCAGCUGAGGGACAUCUACGAGUCGGGCAACUACACCUGUGUAGCAACCAGCUUGCUGGGGACCAUAGAUACCUUAGCUAGAGUCACUGUGAGAACACCCCCUAGCGUACCCAACUCACCGGUGGUGACCGGCUACACCUCCUCCUCCUUGACCGUGGAGUGGAGCACCCUGCCCAGUGACACGGUCACCUCCCACGUCGUGGAAUACAAGCGCAGCCGAUCGGGCGGCUCCUUCACCGAAGUGGAGAUACCUUAUUCCGAGCAAGACACUUCCUUCACCAUAGAAGGCCUUCUGCCGUAUACAGAGUAUGCCGUACGCCUCCUCGCAGUCAACACCAUCGGGAGGAGCAACCCGAGUGCUGAAGCCACUGCCAUGACAGGAGAAGAUGUGCCUGGUUCUCCGCCCAUAGAAGUCCGGGCACGCCCUACCAGCGACAGCACCAUCAUUAUCCAGUGGAGCGCACCCACCACGCCCAACGGUGUCCUCAAGGGGUACAACGUCUUCUACACCACCAACCCCAACAGCGAUCCCGAGUCGUGGUUCCACGUCUCGGUAGACGCUAGCCGCUCCUUGACCACCAUCAGUGAUCUGGUGACCAUGCAGAUCCACUCGGUCAGCGUGUCCGCCUUCACCGUGAAGGGGGAGGGACCGGCCUCGCCACCAAUACAGGUCAAGACACAGCAAGGAGUGCCAAGUCAGCCAGAGCAGUUUGAAGGAGUGGCCAUAUCUGCCUUCCAGAUCCGUCUGACGUGGAUGAUGCAUGAUACGGAGCCCCAGAUCGUCCACUAUGAGCUCUACUACAACGUCUCUACCUCCAACAUGCACAAGACAAUCACCCCCACCACCGACUACGUCCUGGACGACCUCCGACCCAACACCCUCUACCACAUCCGCCUGGCUGCCCGCUCUGAGACAGGCGAGGGCGCCAGCAGUCCAGUCAUCACCGUCCGAACACAGCAAUCAGUUGUUGGACCGGCGCUCUAUUUUGUUGACUGUAGCGGAAGCAACCCAUGUCUGAACGGAGGUACCUGUGAGAGCGAAUCAUGUACAUGUGCUCCAGGAUUCAGUGGAGAUUUGUGUGAUUCAGUAGUUUGUCCAGUGGUUACAGCUACUGCUCCGGAUGACCUCGAACAGAAGAUUUGUGAUUCUGACAACAUUUUCAUCGUCAAGAUGAAGCCAGAUGGACGAGCCAAGAUUCUGGAUGAUUUGACACAUUUAGACAACCCGUAUGCAGUUGAUCGUCCCAUCAUCGGAUUUAUUCCGAAUGAUGUCUGUAACCUUGAACUGGCAGAGAAACGAUACAUGCUGUUCAUGGCUGGAGAAGCUGUGCCUGGCAAAAAAUUCACACUUGACCUCCCCGUUCUUGUAAUGUCCAUGACUGGUCAACUCAAGGUUCAGGUCAAAGAGAUCCGUCUCCUCUGCCCCGUUGCCUAAAGAGGUCCUAAUAGAUAACCUUGAGGGAUUACAGUACAUCUAGCUCACUCCACACCUAUCUAUGGCUGUAUUUUCAUUGUUUCAUUCACCAGUUGCUGUUGUACGUCUGGAGUUAAUGAAAAAGAACAUUAAGUAACA
Strongylocentrotus purpuratus (purple sea urchin) is the source of this 2569-nucleotide messenger RNA. Its product is annotated as receptor-type tyrosine-protein phosphatase F. The coding region runs from base 164 to 2431 and encodes 755 amino acids. The record is from RefSeq and is a predicted model, not a curated record. Gene Ontology annotation, biological process: cell-cell adhesion. NCBI's taxonomy places the organism in Eukaryota, Metazoa, Echinodermata, Echinoidea, Camarodonta, Strongylocentrotidae. The transcript has 13 exons. Gene Ontology annotation, molecular function: protein binding.